Teleopsis dalmanni is the source of this 1028-nucleotide messenger RNA. It is a transcript of the gene Polr3F, whose product is annotated as probable DNA-directed RNA polymerase III subunit RPC6. Gene Ontology annotation, biological process: transcription by RNA polymerase III. Bases 103 to 984 code for a protein of 293 amino acids. The transcript has 4 exons. The record is from RefSeq and is a predicted model, not a curated record. Lineage: Eukaryota; Metazoa; Arthropoda; Insecta; Diptera; Diopsidae. Gene Ontology annotation, cellular component: RNA polymerase III complex.
AAUUACCUUAGUUAUUUUAUUUUCAAUUUUUUUAUAACUAAUUGCUUCAACAUCGUAAGUUUCACUUUCACUAUCGAAAUCGAAGUAUAAACAAAAAUAGAUAUGGCUACUGAAGACCAUUCACAUCAUUUACUAGCUUUAAUCCAAGGUAUAGCAGCAGGUGCUACAAAUGAGGAUCUAGCUAAAGGUUUGCCAAAUGUUGAAGCCUCAAAACGUGUCGAAGGCUUAAAUAAAUUACUACAACAAGGCACAAUUGAAGUAUUAAGGAAAGGUGAAAAACUUAUAUAUCGUGCUAAAGAUCCAAAGAAAGCCAUAUUGCCAAAAGAUGCUGAUAAUGAAGAGAAAAUUGUGUUUGGCAUUAUUGAAGAGGGUGGCAAUAAAGGCAUUUGGAUACGUGAUAUACGUAUACAAUCAAAUUUGAAUAUGACACAAUUAAAUAAAAUAUUAAAAAAUCUGGAAACUAAAAAAUUAAUUAAAGCUGUUAAAUCAGUAAAUGCAAGCAAAAAAAAAGUAUAUAUGCUUUACAAUCUGGAACCAGAUCGUUCAAUUACCGGAGGUGCUUGGUAUCAGGAUCAAGAUUUUGAAGCAGAAUUUGUGGAUGUCUUAAACCAACAAUGCCUGCGGUUUCUACAAAUGAAAAGAGAUAAUGCUGACAAACGUGAAGGUCCGCUAGUAUAUAAAAAUCUAACUUGCUGUACUGUUAAGGAAGUGCAUAAAUUUAUAUCAGAUUUAGGUAUAAGUAAGGUUAAUCUCGAUGAAGAUGAUUUAGAAACAAUUUUAAAAACAGUAGUCUAUGAUGGCAAAGCGGAACGGAUAUUGACGCAAGAUGGUUCUUAUAUAUAUCGUGCUGUAAAUUCCCCUUUAGCACCACCAGGUCUGGUACAAAUGCCUUGCGGUAUUUGUCCGGUAAUUAAGAAUUGUUCAAAAUGUGGAGAUGUAACACCAACAAAAUGUUUAUAUAUGAAGGAAUGGUUAGAUUAUUAAUAAUAAUGUAAUAUAUAGUAAUUCACUUAUAAAUUAGGAUAACU